CGGAGCAGGGAGGCGGUGUACUCUCCGCCCAGCUAAUUUCUCCCCGGUCUUGGCCUGGACAGGUGGUGCUGCUCGGGACUGCCGUUGCACGCGUUCUGGCUCGGACCACAUCUCUCUCUGGGGACCGUACCCGUGGCUGGGGAACCGAGUGAGGCCGUUGCCUUGACGACAACAGCAUGCGGCCCCUGGUCCCCGGAAUAGUGAGUUUGCCAAGGGAGGGCCGUGGCCCAUCUGCCGCCCUGCCUGCUGCUUCUAGGACCUGUCACUGAUCCGCAGAGGAAAUCUCAACCCAGGGGAGCUGCCAGUUUGCCAGUCAGCGUCUUUUUGACCUGCCAACGAGAUGCAUGUGUUUCCAAGUUGAAAACCUUUGGCUCUGUCUAUGUGAAAAGGAGUUGAAGAAGCAGAAAAAUUCCUACUGGUUUUAAAUUAAAAUGGAAAAAUAUGAGAAUCUUGGAUUGGUUGGAGAAGGGAGUUAUGGAAUGGUGAUGAAAUGUAGGAAUAAAGACAAUGGAAGAAUUGUGGCCAUCAAGAAGUUCUUAGAAAGUGAUGAUGACAAAAUGGUUAGAAAAAUUGCUAUGCGAGAAAUCAAGUUACUAAAGCAACUGAGGCAUGAAAAUUUGGUGAAUCUGUUGGAAGUGUGUAAGAAAAAGAAACGCUGGUACCUAGUCUUUGAAUUUGUUGAUCACACCAUUCUUGAUGACUUGGAACUUUUUCCCAAGGGACUAGACUAUCAAGUUGUCCAAAAGUAUUUGUUUCAGAUUAUUAGUGGAAUUGGAUUUUGUCAUAGUCACAAUAUCAUACAUAGAGAUAUAAAGCCAGAAAAUAUACUGGUCUCUCAGUCUGGUGUUGUCAAGUUAUGUGACUUUGGAUUUGCUCGAACACUGGCAGCUCCUGGGGAGGUUUAUACUGAUUACGUGGCUACCCGAUGGUACAGAGCACCAGAACUGCUGGUUGGUGAUGUCAAGUAUGGCAAGGCUGUUGAUGUGUGGGCCGUCGGUUGCCUGGUAACUGAAAUGCUCAUGGGGGAAGCCCUAUUUCCUGGAGAGUCUGAUAUUGAUCAACUGUAUCACAUUAUGACAUGUUUAGGUAAUUUAAUUCCAAGACAUCAGGAGCUGUUUUAUAAAAACCCUGUGUUUGCUGGAGGAAGAUUGCCUGAAAUAAAGGAAACAGAGCCUCUUGAAAGACGCUAUCCUAAGCUGCCUGAGGUUGUGAUAGACUUAACAAAGAAGUGCUUACAUGUUGACCCAGACAAAAGACCUUUCUGCCCUGAGCUCCUGAGCCAUGAUUUCUUUCAAGCGGAUGGGUUUGCUGAGAGGUUUUCUCAGGAACUUCAGUUAAAAGUUCAGAAAGAUGAAAGGAAUAUGUCAUGUAAAAAAUCCCAAACCAGAAAGAAGGAAAAGGAAAAAGAUGAUCCCUUUAGUGAAGAAAGAAUAACACCUGUGGUACAGGACACCAAUAGUGAAUCCAAAAUUACGGACUCUAAACCAUUUAAAUUAAAAGCAUCAAAACUUGAUGGAGAAAAAGUCAACAGAGCUUCAAAUGCCAACUGUCUGUCUGACCAUGGGACCAGCCACACCAAAGCAGCGCCUUCCACAAGCCUCAGAGACAGCAGCGUUGCCAACUUGGACCGUGCGAAGAGCCCAGGCGUGGCAAUUCCUCCACUCACACACAGUCUUGCUACCAUGGCUGCUGGUGUUAAUUCUGUGGUGGGCACCAUCCCAGGAGGGCAGAAUUACAGAAUGGAUGAGAAAACUAAGUAUUGCAUUCCAAUUGUUAAACCAAAUAAGCUCUCUCCAACGGGAAUUUACAACAUGAAUGUGGCUACGCCAGUCUCUAAUGAAAAGAGCCUCCUUCAGGCAAAUAAGAAAAGAAAAGAAUAUGCCAGAGCAGAUGUCCAUUUGCCUGAACUAAACUACAACCAUCUCCCUCAGCUAAAAGCCUUAGAAGGCAUUGCUCGAAAUUCUAGGUUAAUAAAGAAAGAGAACAAAACUCUAUUGGAAACCCGGAUUCCUCCACUGACUGCCAUUGACCUGCAUUCUCCCAGUACUGCAGUGCAUCAGGCAUCAGGAUCUUUCUCAUCAGAUGAUUCAGAGGCCGAUUUGCCUCGGAUGGAACACCAGCACUGACAAUCAUUUUAAUUCUAAUCAGGAUGCUGCUCUUGCACUGGAAAUGAGGUCCUCUUGCAACAGGAGUGCUGAUGUCCUGGGAGAAGCGCCCGUGUUUUGAUAAUUUCCUUCUGAACUGCUUGUUUUUCUAUGAAAGGCUUAGUAUAAGAAGAAGACAGAAACUUCUGAAUGUAUCCAAGGGGGAUUGAACAAGUCCCUCCUGCUCCAUCCCCAUCUGUGACCCCAUCGCGUUUCUAAUGUACCAGUGCUAUUUCAAGAUAUAGCCAAUGAGAGAAUAGUGGCAUGCUUCUUGUACACGAAGGUGUAUUUGCGGUUAGUAGAUUGUAUCUUUAAAGUUACCCAAGAUAAAAAAGUGAGUAAAAGAAGGGGAGAAAAACAUUAUAAAAGGUCAUGUUAUUUAUGCAUUGAAUUUUGUGUGAUCUGUAUAAAUGUUUAUGGUUGAAGAGAAUGAAUAAAAAUAAAAAGAAAAAAACCCUAGGAUCCAUAGAAGAAAAAUUUUCUUUUACAUUAACUAUAAAAGCUAUAUACACAACUACUGUCCAUGCAUAGACAUAUAUGUUUGGUUUCUGUCAUGAUUGUUGAUACUCAGUAUAUUUGUUAUAGGAAUCUGAUCUCUCUGCUAAUCUUCUAAGAACCACAGUAAGGCAAAUCUGGUAGAGAAAGCUUGUAUGUCUAAUGAUUUAUAAGUCAUUGUAAGCUUGUAAGAUUCUGGUGCUAAAGUUCCUAUGUAGAGGAACAAAAUUGGAAUGAGUGGAGUAGGAGAAAUUUAAAGGUAUACCUUCAGAUGGAGAAGCACAGGUGCUUUUCAUUGAAAAAACAGGUAUGCAUUCAAGAUAGGGAAGCAGGGUCACUAAUAAUCAGGGUGGUUACUCUUCUCUGGGCCCAGUGCUAUUGAUUCAACUGGCUGAAGAGGCUUUGGUUGGGAAGGGCUCUGUUGUAGACUCCACUCUUGGCCACUGGGAGUUUGAGGAUGAGAAUGGACAGAAGCCAGAGAUGUUUGCUAUUUCCUUGUUACCUCAGACACUUAGGUCCUCCUCAAAGCUAUUCACCAAGGUGCAAAAUCAUUUAUGCAUAGCCCACAGGUGCUUUCUAGUGCACAGAUCCAGAUCUUUUUAGGUAGGAGGAUCAGACAUACUUGAAGCCAACAUCUUUAAAUCUUUUACAUGAAAGUCAAUGUGAAAAUAUUUGCUUAACUGAGGUUCUAGUACCCUUAGAGUUUAUAUAUUUGCAUAUGGUGUCUUUUAUCUAUUAAGAGUCCUUGUGAACCUCAGAAUUAAGGAACUAAAAAUCACUUAUGUCCAUAUUGAGACUUGAGGAUCAUAUCUGGUUAGAAUCUUGGGAGAACUACUAAAAAUGAUUUUGAAAGGCUGGGAAGGUGGCUCAGCGGUAGAGUGCUUGCCUUGCAUGCAUGAAGCCCUGGGU
Messenger RNA from Dipodomys ordii (Ord's kangaroo rat), 3548 nucleotides. RefSeq names its product cyclin-dependent kinase-like 2 (CDC2-related kinase) (gene Cdkl2). Gene Ontology annotation, molecular function: ATP binding; cyclin-dependent protein serine/threonine kinase activity. The transcript is spliced from 14 exons. Bases 432 to 2126 code for a protein of 564 amino acids. The record is from RefSeq and is a predicted model, not a curated record. Lineage: Eukaryota; Metazoa; Chordata; Mammalia; Rodentia; Heteromyidae. Gene Ontology annotation, biological process: protein phosphorylation. Gene Ontology annotation, cellular component: nucleus.